GUGGCCGCGGAGCCCAGGGGAGCGGCGCGCGGGCGACCCUUCCUCCCCGCCCCGCGGAGCCCCCGCCCCGCGUUGGGGAUCCGUUUCCCUCUCCCGAGUCCAGGCCGCGGCGAGCACCCAGGAGGCUGUACAAAUGGUCAGUGUCCAGGUGACUCCCGGGCAGCUCUGGGAAGUACUCGUCCUCACUGAGCACCAGCAAGGUUAUUGCAGCCCGAUGAACUGUCAUUUGAUUUGAAUCUCACUAACUUUGAAGUGAAUGUUAUCAAAAGGAUUGCUUAGUGAAUGGGACAGUUGGAUUAUUUUUCCGCUAAUUAAAUCACCCGUCUGUUGGAUGUUAUGAACCUAACUUUAAACCUGAAAGAUCUCCCAGGCACUGGGCUAUGCACCCCCUCUCAUGAACUGUGACCACUCAGGGAGACAGAUGCUUACAACUCCUGGGGACUACAGGAACCUUGUAAAGGCAGAUAAGGGGUUAGUUGAUUCUGGUGUCUGUGGGAGGGGGAUGAGAGACAGCUGUGGAAAACUAGCCAGGAAACUAGCUCAGGUGAAAGAGGUGAUUUUUCUGCUUACGUAGCUGGCUGGCAAAGAGCAGAACUAGGGCUCAACCUUAAAUCUCCUAACUCCAGACUCCUUCAUUGGAUAAACAUUCUUUGAAUGUCCAGUAUUUGUUAGGUCCUACUUUAGGCGCUAGGAUAUAAAGAUGAAUGAGAUACCAGGCGUUCCCAGUCUGGUAAGAAGACAAGUAAGGCGAGAAACAGCUUUGAAAAACAAGGAUUUCAAAAAAGUAUCUGUAAUCCUCCGAAUUUAUAGAUUCCCUCUGCAUCAUCCCAGCAAAUGGCCAUCCAUUCUUUGCUCCAACAUAAUCUAGUGACUUAUGGCUCAUAAUCUUAGAAGGCAGCUCAUUCUAUUUUUGAGCAAUUCUAAUGUUAAACUCAGAACAGCUUUCUUAGGCACUCCAUCUGUUGAUGCAAGUUCUACCUCUGGAGCUACAGACAGUAGCUCUCAAGUCUGUUUCAUAUCACAGUCCUUCAAGUAUCUGAACACACCUUUCCUUAGUCAUUUCUUUUAUUCCUGUGAGCCCUUAGUCUGUAAACCAUUAAUCAUAACUUCAGCUCUAGAUUCUUUACCAUAGCACCCAGAACUAAGUGCUUCUUUUAAAAAGAUGCUACGGAGAGCACAUGCGAUUGCAGUCGCACGCCGCCGCCGAGCCCGCCCGCCGCACUGCGCACGCUGGCAGUCAGUAGAUAUAUUUUUGCUGUCAUGGAUCGGUUUGGAGAUAUAUCAGAAGGUGAAGUGGACCAUUCUUUCUUUGACAGUGACUUUGAAGAAGCAAAGAAUUGUGAAAGUAACUCAGUCUUUGAGAAGCAAAAUGAUAACACUGAAGAGAGAAUAGAUAAAGAUACAGAAAAUGUAAACUUGGAAUUUGGAAUACAAAAAAGGGAAAAUGAUCUUACUGAGAAGGGAACUGAAAGAAAUGAGAAAAUUCCUCCAGAAGAACAGCCUGUAGAAAAUGAUAAUAUACACACUGGAAAUUCUUCAUCCUCAACUACUUCCUCAAGAUCAAAAUGGUGUGAUGCUACAGUAGAACAUAAAAUACACUUGCCCAUUCCAAAUAGCAUUCCCAAAAUUGUAAAAGAAGGUGAACAUGAUUACUAUACAGAUGGAGAGGAAAGCAGUGAUGAUGAGAGAAAGCAUCAUGUCAGGUCAAAGUCAGCUAAACCAUCUAAUAACUUCAAGAAAAGCAUGAGUAAAAAGUAUUCCAGAAGUAAUUCCUCUUCCUCCUCUUCCUCUUUGUCCUCCUCAUCUCCAAGUUCCGAUACAGACUGUUCAGAUACCGGGUCUGACGUCUGUUUAUCUGAUUCAUCUCCAUCAUUAAAGAAGCAUCUGUCUGGUGUAACCCACUUGUCACCAAAACAGAAAUAUAAACUGGGAGAAAAAUCAACAGGAGCACGAACUUCAAGUACUAAACCAAAAGUCGGUGACUACACCGAGGAAUCUGAAGAUACUGUGACAGAUGUCACUCCUUUAUCGACUCCAGACAUCAGCCCUGUUCAGUCUUUUGAACUGGGUGCAUCAAGUGAUCAAAAAAUGAAAGUUAAAAGGCAAGAAAACGUGAGUCAAGAAGUAUAUGAGAAUGUUGAGGAUUUUAAAAAUAAUUCAAAAUCUUUGAAAUCAGCCAAAAAAGGGAAAGAAAAACACGAGCCUGGUCUCACCUCAAAGUCGGCAGUGUUGGAUUCCAGUUUAGACCACAGAUAUAAACAGAAGGUCUUACAUGACACAAUGGACCUGAAUCAUCUUUUAAAAGCUUUUCUGCAAUUAGAUGAAAAGGGACCACAAAAACAUCACUUUGAUCAGCCCUCAGUAGCACCUAGGAAAAACUACUCUUUCACAAGAGAGGAGGUGAGACAAAUUGAUCGAGAAAACCAGAGGCUUUUGAAAGAACUGUCGAGACAGGCUGAAAAACCGGGAAGCAAAAGUACAAUUCCAAGAAGAUCGACUGGUCCUCCCCCUAAGUUAUAUCAUAGUGCUCUCAACAGACAGAGGGAACAACAAAGGAUUGAAAGAGAAAAUUUGGCUUUAUUGAAAAGGCUUGAAGCUGUGAAACCAACAGUUGGUAUGAAACGUUCAGAACAGCUGAUGGACUACCACCGCAACAUGGGCUAUCUCAGCUCAUCCCCGACCUCGAGACGAGUGAGGUCCACUCUUGGCCAGUACAGCCCGUUACGAGGGGCUUCCAGGACAUCCAGUGCUACCAGUGGUCUCAGUUGUAAGAGUGAGCGAUCAGCUUUUGACACAUCCAGUGGCCUGUUGUUAAGACCUAAGCCCCCUAAAGUCCGUACAGCUUGGUUAUAAAAACUCUUUUUACUUUAAACAUUAUUCAUCCAUUGCUCUUGUAUAAUAUUAUCAUUCUCUAUGUAAACAUCUAAAUACUGUUUUAAGCAAUUUAAGGUGUGCAACAGUGACUUGUAAUUUAUUGUAAUUCAACGCAAAAUUGUUUUCAAAAAGACAGUUUAAUAUAAAAUCAGUGUUUCCUGUGAGGAGGUGUUUAUCUGAGACAUGUAUGUAUUUCAUAGAGAAAUGGUAGUAUGCCUGUGUAUUUUCUCAACAUAGAAAUUGGUUCAGCUGUCAGACUGAUAAAACAGUUGUGAUAGCGUCUCUAAAUGUUGGACCCAAGAUGUUAGCUAUAUAGUUCUUGUUUGAUGUGUUCUUUUUUUUCAUUUCUUCUAAGCUUUAUACCAUGAGCGUAGCUCCUGACUGACUUUGCUUUCUGUUUGCUUCAGAACUUGGGCGAUGUGACUUAUAACUUGAUUGCAAGAUAGUUAUUAUGAAACAAAUCUUGAAAUUUGUUUUCAUUGGUGGAGCUGAUUUCAAUUUGAUGAGCAGAUUGAGAGACGCUUGAACGGGGGCAAUCCUUGUGAUUCACCAGAGGUACCUACUACUGAGUUAGGUACCUCUGGCACUGAGUUAGAUUGAAAACAUUUUAUCAACGUUUCCAAACCACUUCAAACUCAACUUAGAAGCUCCUCUUUCGUGUUUUUAUACAUUCAGGGAAAUUAGGUUUCUUUAGAGCUACUGCAUUGUGAAUAGUUUGUUCCAGGACCAGAUCAUCAUAAGCAAAAGCAAGUAUUUGUUGAAUCAGCAAAAUAGCACCACCAGUUUGAAGAGCCAAGAAGCAGAUCCUGAGUUAUGUCAGGACAGUGUUUUAAGUGAUGCUGUUAAUGAGCUGUGUAAUAUUUAGUGUUUAUUGUUUUAAGUGAAAAGAAAAGUGAGAGAGAAGUGCAUUGUUUUUCGCAGCUUUAGAAAGUCCAGCUAGUGUUUUUAAAAGCUGAAAAAGAACACUAAAAAUUUGAAUGAUAAAAGGAAAAAAAAAUCACAUAUUUGUUGAGGCUGCUUUAAAUGUCAGCUAAUUUUCUUGCUUUGUUUUGGUUUGGGCUUUUGUGUUGAAUCCCGGAAGUGUCAUUUUUGCCAGUCCCACUUUUAAAGUCCUAGUGAUUUUAAUGGAAUUAGUAAUGGCGAGUAGGGUGUAAUAUAGUUGACUUUUAAAAUUAGAAUAUUUUUCUGUCAAUCUAUAGGCUCUUAUAUUAUACAACAGAGCAUAUCUCAGUCAUGUUGCUUCUGCUGUCCUAGUUGUCACUCUUCAUUACUGGCCUUUUCUGUAUACUUUACAAUGUAUUGGAAAGUUUCUAUAUUAAAUGCCAAAUCUUUCUCUUUUUUAGUGUGAAUUUUUGAUCUGUAACCACAGUAAGAUUUUUUUUUUGUUUUUCUGGGUUAACCCAAGCUCUGUAGCAUGUGUACCAAACUUACUUUUCUUACUACCUUUGGCAAUAAGCCAAACUGCAUUUUACUAAGUAUCAAUCCAGAAUUUCUUGGUCUUAGUUUGUAUUGAUAGAUUUUGUUUAGGAUAGGGCAUGUGAAGCAUGGGAAGAAUGGGGUUAAAAAAUUCAUGUGAACCCAACCUGUGAGAUUUUUCUGCUGGUUUCUUUGAGCUAUAAUGCCUGUUUAUUGUUAUUUGAUAUUCUGUUCUGGUGAACAGGUUGUUACAUCACUUAGUGCUCUGCUUUAUGUAUAGACUUCAGCUGUACUAAACCAAGGUUUGGUUUUGUUUUUUAACUUUUUGCACUUUUAAUGUUUGUAUAACAGCCUGUCUUUAAGGGGUAAUAAGAUAAUGCUUAAUUUAAAAUUCAGCAUUUGAAUCUCUUCCCAAUAGUGAGUUAGCCAGUUUUUUUAAAUUGAUUAAGUUAUUAGGGGAAAAAUAUGAAACCUUUUAUGUAAUAGCCUUAGUCUUUGAAUACAUUUUAUAUGGUCUUUACUGCCAUAUGUCAGGAUACAGUUAUAAUUUUAUAGAUAAAGCUGUACUUUCAUUUUUCAUCUUUAAAAAAUUUUUUUCUUUGUAUUUUGAUUUUAGAUACUAAUAUAAUGCUUUUACUUUUUACUAGUUUCACAGGGAAGGUUCAUCUAAGUAUUGCUGAUAACAGGGAUUCAACUUGAAGUGAAAGUCAGGAAGAACAACAAUAUUCAUCUUUUCAAAGUGGAAUUUACAUUUCUGUUGUCAUGAUGAGUUGUAUUAUAUGAUAUUAUAUAUAAAUAGAGGGAUAGGAGUUGGAAGAUGUGAUAUUCUCUGAUAUAAGUCAAGGUACUUUUAAGUUGUUAUGGCUUAAGGGGUAUUUUUAUGAAGGAAUCAUAAGGUUACUAUUUUCAUUUUCAAGAACGUUUAAAAAAAGUGAAGGAUCCUCUAGCGCUACUUUAUAUUUGGUUCACUUGUACCUAAGAUAUAUAUUUUGAAGAUUUACAUGUGCAACUAGAAAUUGUACUAAUCCAAGUCUACAGUUACUAGACAAGGUUCUUAUUGAGUUAUUUUCAUAUGUCAAAUGUUAAACUGAUGUUGCAUCCUUUUUAAUAAGAUUCUAUGAAGGAUUUUGAAUUAUUAAAGUUAAUUCCUAAGGGAUAGUAAUUAUCUCAUACUUCCCCUACUUCCUUUUUUCAGUCUCCAUAAAAAGAUGCUUUCUUAGCUCCUACUCCAAAUAAAAUUUUUGUUUGCGUGUAAAUGUAGUGUAAUGCAGUUAUUUUCAGCCUGUUAACCCAAAUGUCCGAAAUAGAUAUCUAGAUAACUUUAAAAAGAGGUCAUUGGGAUGGAUAUGAUUGUGUACGUCUCAUCUUCAAAUUCAAAUACUGCACACUAUGAAAAGUAUUAUGACCAGUAGAAAGUUGGGAACACAAGUUUGUUAUUCAAUUUUAAUAAUUAAAUUCAUAAAAUGUUUAAUAUCUUAAAUGCCAAAGUCUUAACCUAUAAAUGAUUGUAAACCGUCCUAGAAAAUGUGCUUAAUGCUCGUGUAUAAUUUAUUUCUAUGAAUAAAGACAGUAAGAAACUUAGAAAUCCA
This is a messenger RNA of Hippopotamus amphibius kiboko, 5879 nucleotides long. It is a transcript of the gene CFAP97, whose product is annotated as cilia and flagella associated protein 97. NCBI's taxonomy places the organism in Eukaryota, Metazoa, Chordata, Mammalia, Artiodactyla, Hippopotamidae. The record is from RefSeq and is a predicted model, not a curated record. Gene Ontology annotation, biological process: spermatogenesis. The coding region runs from base 1261 to 2853 and encodes 530 amino acids. The transcript is spliced from 6 exons.